CUUGAAAAUGCUCGUGUACAGUGGCGCCGUUUUUACUCGUUCUGUUGUUGUCAACAAUAUACUUAAAAAGCCGUAUUGUCUUUGAUGAAAGUUAUUUUUGUUUCUAUUGUGUUGUGGUUUAUGUAAUUUCAGGUUGAUGACGUUUUAUACCAAAAUUUAAAAAUAUAUGGUGAGGCAUGGAUCGGAUCUUGACUCUGCUAAAAGAAAAAAAUUUUGCCUUCAAACAUCCUUAUUUUUUUGAAAAUUAUACGUUCAAGUUUGAAGGUUUACAACCCGAUAUCCAAGAAAAAUUUGAAAAACUUAGCAUGGGUGCAAAAGUAUCUGAUGAAUCACAAUACAUACUUACAGAUACCUUAAGUACAUCUUUAGAUGAGAAAGGACACUACUACUCAUUGAGCUAUUUACUGAAUUCCAUAUUAGCCAAAGAACCACUAAAAAUUGAAGAUUACAAGUUCAGUAACUUGAUACAAAAUACAAAUCAAUCAAGAUUUUGUUGCAUGAAUGCAAGAUACAUUUUGAAAAAAACAUGUAUGAGCCUUCUCAAUCAAUGUAUUUGUAAAUUAUGCAUUGUAAAAACAGAAUUACUCAAAAAAAAUAAAUUUUCUUCCACUCAAGAUACUAAAGAAACUAAUAAAGCAAAUAUUCAUGAGUUCAACCAAAAACUACAUUUAUACAUUAAAAAAAUUAAUAAUUUGAAAUUGAAGAAAUCAAUGGAAAGAGUAAAUGAUGUAUCUCUUGUACAACAAAACAACAGUUUACAUUUAAAUGAAAAUUCGGAUAAUUCUCAGACUGAUGAUGAAAAUCAUAUUUCUGUUCAAUCACUCACAAAUGGUAUCUCUCGAGAAAAUAAGGCAAAUGAAACCAACAAUGAUUCAAGUAAGAGUGAAAUUAUAGAAAUCAUAUCCAAUGUUAAUCAUGUUCAACCAAGCUGCUCAAGGCAAGUUUUGAAAAAGCCAGAAGUAAAUAAACCAAUUAGUAUUGAUAGAUGGAAAAGAAUAAGAACAAUAUCCAACAGCUCAAAUACAAGUAGUAGUGAUUCAGAUAUAGAAUGUUUAACUAGAAAAAGAAAAAAUAAACGUCAAAAAUUAUCAUCUAGUUCAUCAGAAAUAAUACUCAGUGACAAAUCUUCUUCAAAUAAAUCAUCAUCAGAUACAGAACAAAAUUUUAUUCAAAACCUAAAUAAAAACAUGAACCGGGAAGAAUGGUGGUUGUACUUACCAACUCCAGAAAAGAGAAAUUCACAUUAUAAAUGCCUAAAAAUCAAACACCGUGGUCGAGGACGAGAUUAUACGUAUAUGGAAAAAAGACUAAUGAUUGCCUAUUUAAUAAAAAAUGGUAAAAUUCAGAAUGGUACAAGUCGUAAACCAUGGAUAGAAAUGAUUGAGGAUGGGUAUUUACAAGACAGAACUUCUGAGUCAUUAAAUAACCAUUACCGCAGAGUAUUAUUACCAAAAAUUGAAACCUUUAAGUUACCGAAAGAUAUUGAAAAAAUAUUCAUAUACGACAGAAAACUGCACUUGAAUCGUUCAUAUAAAUAAAAUUACAAAGCAAAUUACUCUGAUCUGCAAAUUGUCUACAAUUCUUAAUUAUUUAUUUCGUUUCAAUACAAAUUAGUUCUAAGUUGUAAACUUUGUUUAUAAAAUACAUUCAAUUAAUUAUGUACCAUAUUUAUACAAUGAUUGAGUACAAUAUUUAUUUUACACAUAAUCAUCGAAAAUGAAUAAUAACAUUUAAUAAUUUAAAAUAACAAAAUAGUGGAGUGCGCAGAUGCAAGCGUAGCAUACGGCUCAAAAGAGCGACAGUGACUCAGAGGAUAGAACACAGGAUUUUCCAUGCGAAAGACUUGUUCAAUUCCUGGUGGGGAAACCAAUGGUUUUUCCCAAAAAAAGUGUAUGUAUCAAAAUCAACACCAUGGUUGUCGCAGUGGUUCGGAUUCCACUGAGCCAAAAUAAUGUAAAUUAUUAACCAUUAAAUUGUAGGUCCAGUAUCGAGACGCAAUUUCGAUACUAAGAUUCCCCUCUCACUAUAACGUUCUUAAAAAAAUUUACACAUGAGUGUUGGCACAUCGAAGUCUCAAUAUAAAAGACCCACCGUCAUCAAAUUAACCUAACUUAGCAUACGGUUCAAUUUUGGAAGUUAUUUAACAAGGACAAGAUACGUAUACAUACAAUCAGUGGAUAUCAUAAACCACAAUACAAAAUAUAAAACAGUACUUAUAUUAAUAAAUUCUUCAAUGAUCUGUAGUUUGAACUUUUCUAAACAGAUCUGCCUGAUAUCUAACCUAAAUAACUUUGAAUUCAAAUAUUUAUUUCUCUUUUCCCUGAAAUAAACUCCUUCAUUUAGGUUUUUCAUACUUUCCUUGAUUAA
Phymastichus coffea is the source of this 2367-nucleotide messenger RNA. RefSeq lists its product as uncharacterized. The record is from RefSeq and is a predicted model, not a curated record. Lineage: Eukaryota; Metazoa; Arthropoda; Insecta; Hymenoptera; Eulophidae. The transcript has 8 exons. Bases 177 to 1538 code for a protein of 453 amino acids.